Vicia faba (fava bean) is the source of this 381-nucleotide messenger RNA. Lineage: Eukaryota; Viridiplantae; Streptophyta; Magnoliopsida; Fabales; Fabaceae. The record is from the annotation of a GenBank genome assembly.
AUGAUCCGCAACAAGGUAAAUGAUAAGGUUAGAAAUCCACACGUGCUUCUUAGAAAGCUUACAACAGUCACUUGCCUUAAGUGUGGAGCGAUGGUGACAGGGCUAUCCCCAAAGGUGUUAAAUUCGGUUUCUUUAUUCCAAUUCUCGCUUCACUCCGAGCAAAAUCUCCGUCUUCUCCGAUUCCGGCUACGGCGUUGUCCACCGGUAAUCGCAGCACCUCCAUCCACCGUCAAAGAAGCCCCUCCUGUUGAUGCGUUCGUCAUUUCCAUCCAGUCAAUAGUCCAGCCAAGGUGUCCAAACAGAACACAUUUUGCAUUCUACUCAAUUUCUGGGCUUUUGCUAGUACAAGAGAGGGAAAUAGAGAGAGUAGUGCUGGCAUAA